AUGCCAAUCACGACCGACUUCAAGCUCCCCGCAUCUCCCCAAAACCUCGCCCUGUCGCCAGGAGAGGGGCAGAGCGACGCCUUGUUCGUCGCAUUCAUCUCAGGCGACGACGUCAACACAAAGCAACCGUGGUGCCCCGACGUGAGAGCCGCGCUUCCGCACGUAAAGGCAGCCUUCUCCGCCGAUGGCGCGCCAGAGGCCGCUCUCUGGUCAGUCGGCCAGCGUGACGAGUGGAGGCAAAACACCAACCCGGUCCGCACAAAGUGGAACGUCCACAAUAUCCCUACCGUGGUGCGCUACCAGCGUGUCGAUGGCAAGAUUCAGGAAACUGGACGCUUGGUAGAAGGGGAGAUUUUGAACGAGAGGAAGCUGAGCGCCUUGAUUAAAGGCCAAUAG
Messenger RNA from Parascedosporium putredinis, 396 nucleotides. Lineage: Eukaryota; Fungi; Ascomycota; Sordariomycetes; Microascales; Microascaceae. The record is from the annotation of a GenBank genome assembly.